CUGUCGCUGAAGUCGCGUGUGCUUCGAGCGAAAGAUGCCGAACUGCUUGAAUUUUGAAUAAAUUUAAAAAUGACCGUUCUCUUGUUACGCGUAUAUUUUAGUAUUUUUAAAAAAGAUUACUUGUCGCACAUACGAUCUGUCGUUUCCAUUAAAGCGGAUCAAGUAAGAAGUAAACAUUUGUGUCAACGAGAUAACAGAAUUUAUGGCAGAAGUGGAAAACAUUUUUUAACCUAUACGUUAGUCAUUUCGGGGAUCGGUUAUUUCUUGUACAAAAAAAGAAAUGAUUUCUACGAACGAUUCAGGGAUUUCACCUUUGGGAUGCCUGUCGUCAAGUCUCUGACAAUCUUUACACCGAGUCUUGUGGAUUACAGAGAGAAAUAUAAUUUUAUAGCGGACGUAGUGGCAAUAUCAGCACCUUCGGUGGUGUACAUAGAGAUCAAAGAUGAAAAAAAAUUAGAUAUGUUCACAGGGAGACCUAUCACAGCUAGUAACGGCUGUGGAUUUAUUGUUGGCUCCGACGGUUUGAUAUUAACCAACGCUCAUGUCGUGAUUAAGAAACGUGGUACCACCGUGAAGGUUCGUCUACACGAUGGAACUGUAUAUACCGGCCUGAUAGAGGACGUCGACAUGCAAAGCGAUCUGGCGACUGUAAGAAUUAAUAAGACAAAUUUGCCGGUAAUGAAAUUGGGAAAUUCGUCCGACAUUAGGCCAGGAGAAUUUGUAAUCGCUAUUGGUUCGCCUCUCUCGUUAAGUAACACGAUAACUAGCGGAAUAGUGAGCAGUACGAAUAGACCAAGCGAAGAACUUGGUCUUGACAAGAAGAAUCUGACGUAUAUUCAGACCGAUGCUGCGAUUACCUUUGGAAAUUCUGGAGGACCAUUAGUGAAUUUAAACGGCGAAGCGAUCGGUAUAAAUGCCAUGAAAGUUACAGCGGGUAUUUCUUUCGCUAUACCUAUAGAUUAUGCGAAAGAGUUUUUGCGGAAAGCAGAAAUACGUAGAAAAAACAAAGGUAAAAUUCCCGAACCGAUGGAAACGCAUAGAAGGAGAUACAUGGGUAUAACGAUGUUAACUAUUACUCCUGAUAUUCUCUUCGAAUUACAAAACAAAAGAGGCUCCGCCUUAGAGAUGAUCAAACACGGAGUAUUCGUUUGGAGAGUAAUCGUCGAUUCUCCCGCUUACUGUGGUGGCUUGCAAGCGGGAGAUAUAAUUACGCACGUCAACGAAGUGCCCGUAUUAGCCGCUGUGAAUAUAUACAAAGCGUUAGAAAGUUCCGGUCCACUAAAACUGACGGUCGUCAGGCAAAGGGACAUUCUCACGAUAAUGGUCGAUCCUGAAGAAUGAAGCUUACUAUACGGAUAAUAAUAAAAGUGUCUGGUAUUCCUCGAUUCAAUAAAAAAGCAAUGAAUCAACGAAGUCGAUGAAAAAGAAAGAAAAAGCAAUCAAAACUGUACAUGUGUAUAAAUUAACUGAUCGAAAAAAAAAAAAAAAGAGAGAAAAUAGAUGUAAUUAUCCCUCGC
Molecule: messenger RNA, 1517 nt
Organism: Vespula pensylvanica (western yellowjacket)
Lineage: Eukaryota; Metazoa; Arthropoda; Insecta; Hymenoptera; Vespidae
Gene: HtrA2
Product: serine protease HTRA2, mitochondrial
Exons: 7
Coding region: 70-1341 (423 amino acids)
Biological process (GO): programmed cell death; proteolysis; positive regulation of apoptotic process
Molecular function (GO): serine-type endopeptidase activity; protein binding
Source: RefSeq, a predicted model, not a curated record